GCGUGCGGUCGUGUGGAACUGUAGUGCUGGACAUCCUCGCCUUCCAGCCUUCUCGAAAAUCGAAACCCUAGACCGCGCGCCCCCUCGCCCUCCGGCCUUCCACGUCCGAUCCGAUCCAAAAUGCAUAAGCUAGGCAGAGGAAGCCGGGACAAGGUGCAACAGUUCAUGGCAAUUACCGGCGCAAGUGAGAAAGCUGCCCUUCAGGCUCUUAAAGCUAGUGAUUGGCACUUGGAAGGAGCUUUUGAUGUUUUCUACAGCCAGCCACAAAUUGCUGUUGCUAAUACUCGACAUCUGGAAGAGCUCUACAACAGAUAUAAAGAACCAGAUGCUGAUAUGAUAAUGGUGGAAGGCAUAUCACAGAUCUGCAAUGAUUUACAGGUGGAUCCUCAGGAUAUUGUUAUGCUUGUCAUAUCGUGGCAUAUGAAAGCUUCCACUAUGUGUGAAUUCACUCGCCAGGAGUUCAUUGGUGGACUGCAGUCAAUAGGAGUGGAUUCAAUAGAGAAGCUUCAGGCGAAGUUACCUUCAUUGCGAGCUGAGCUUAAAGAUGAUCAGAAGUUCCAUGAAAUAUACAACUUUGCAUUUGCCUGGGCAAGGGAGAAGGGCCAGAAAUCUCUCGCAUUGGAGACUGCUAUUGGCAUGUGGCAGUUGCUAUUUGCUGAAAGGAGCUGGCCUCUCAUUGACUACUGGUGCCAAUUUCUACAGGUAAGGCAUAAUAAAGCAAUCUCCAGGGAUACAUGGGCACAGUUAUUGGAGUUUGUUAAGACAAUUGAUCCUCAGCUAACCAACUAUGACGAAGAAGGUGCUUGGCCCUACCUAAUCGAUGAAUUUGUGGACUACUUGAAAGAGAACGGUCUUGCCUAGCAUAGAAGGUGUACGGAAUUGGGCUGUAGGGGGGAGAAUUUGUCACCCACAAGGCCACCAUCAUUGUAUAACUUAAUGGUCGGAUGCUUGUAUUCAUUGCACUACCAAUAGCUAAUGCGGCUCGUGCGUCUGGGGAUGGAGUUUAUCCUCUAUAUAGACAAAA
This is a messenger RNA of Zea mays, 1024 nucleotides long. RefSeq names its product Defective in cullin neddylation protein. Gene Ontology annotation, biological process: protein neddylation. The record is from RefSeq and is marked validated. Gene Ontology annotation, molecular function: cullin family protein binding; ubiquitin-like protein binding; ubiquitin conjugating enzyme binding. Lineage: Eukaryota; Viridiplantae; Streptophyta; Magnoliopsida; Poales; Poaceae. Gene Ontology annotation, cellular component: ubiquitin ligase complex. The transcript has 11 exons. The coding region runs from base 121 to 861 and encodes 246 amino acids.